This is a messenger RNA of Durusdinium trenchii, 504 nucleotides long. NCBI's taxonomy places the organism in Eukaryota, Dinophyceae, Suessiales, Symbiodiniaceae. The record is from the annotation of a GenBank genome assembly.
AUGUCCUCCGCCAUUUUUCUGAAGAAGGUGGAGUCCUUCCUAAAGCGCAUCCGAAAAUGGGACACUGAGUUCCUUUGCAUUGGGAAGACUGCCGGAGAGGUCUUCAAUGUCCCAAAGCCGGAAGAGGUGCUUCCACGGAUCAUGGCCAACUUGGACUAUUUCUGCGUGAACUACGCCGUUUGCCUUGCGAUCUUCGCACUCACGGCGAUUGUGGUAUACCCACAGCUCUUAGUCCUCGUUUGCGUUUUCUCCGGCUUGUGGUAUGGGCUUCUCACUCGGCCAAACCAUUUGAGGGUACAGGUUGCAAAAGCUCUCAUCACGAAGCAUCAUUUGAUCUACGCGCUGGGUGGAUUGAAUGCCUUGGUGGUGCUGGUCUUCUAUCGCAUGAUGAUCCUUGCCAUCAUCGGGGCAUCGCUGCUCUUUGUUCUACUUCAUGCUGGCCUCCAUGCAGUUCCAGCCAAUGCCAAGGGAAAAGUCGAAGAGGAUCCGCAGGAACAGCCCUGA